AAAACAAUGGUUUUAUAUGGAGUGUAUAAUGAUUAGAAUUUAGGUAAUUAAAACUGUGGGAUAAAACAAGGUUUGGUUUAUAUGAAGUGUAUGAUAAUAAUAAUUUCUGUAGUUAGGAUGCAAUCAACUGACUGAAUGAGUUGACAUAUUGCCACUUUAAAAGUGGGGCAAACAUAAAUCUAAAUCUUUUUAAAUGACUUAUUACAUAUGGUGUGUUGUGCGGGCCUAACAACUUCAUAAAACUUUAUGAAAAGUUUGAAUUGGAUUUUCAAUCAUGAAAGAUUUCAACCAUAGGAAAAUAUACCAUUUAUAUCGGAGUUAAUACCCCAUUUAAGUGUUUAUUGCUUAAAAUACUAAAUGCAGUUACUUUAAUAUUAGAUAUUAAAGUUUUCAUGUGACUAUGAUGUCACAAAGUGCAGUGAUGAUGUCACAGAAUGCAUUGUUUAAUAACAAAGCACAUUGUGUUGCUUCGUGGAAUAGUGGCCUCGGACGAGAUAAUUUAUAACGAGCUGUUAAGAGGAAACUGAAGCAGCUUCGCAACAGGAAAUCAGUGGCACAGUGCGUUCUAACAACGAUGUGGGUGUUUGGUGGUUACAAUGGUUUGUUUGCUUGUGUGAGUUGUGAGGUUACUUGGUGGUAAUACAUAAAUAGAAAGAUAUCUUACAGAAAUUUGAAUUAUAAUAUGAAUUUAAAUCGUGAAUAAUUUGUCUGCCAGCAGCACCAUAUGUUUAUACAGUAUAUAGGUUGUUUUGUAUAUGAUGUAUUAGCUAGAUUGUUGAUUAUACAGUUUGUUGGUUGUCUAGUUAUAUUAGCACCAGGUGGAUGGCUAUUAAUAUUAUAAUGAUAAUAAUUAGCAUGUUUUACGUGUGAUGUUUGUUUUAAAAGUUAUUUAUCUGUUUGUUUGUUUAUACAGCUCUAAAUUACCACCAUGACUAGCAUAGUAAACCUGGAACUCAGAUAUUAAAAUAACAUUAAAAGAUUAACCAGUAUGUCGGUCACUGACCCUCUAUUGAAAAGUUUGAAAUAUUUGAUCGAGGAAUUUUAUUCGGUUGAUGAAAAAGUAACCGAUGAAAGUCCGUAUUUGGAACAGUUUUGUAUAACUGUGGAGAAGUGUUUUACCAAGGGAAUGAAACCAGGACAAUGGUUGAUUCCGAAAGACAAUGGGGAUUCAUACAGAAGAAAAAGGUUGUGGCAGAUUCUAGAAUCCUUCGAAACCAACGGACCCGUCCCAUAUUCGAUAUCAACUGCUGUUAAUGCUGCGUUGAGCAAUAAAAGGGUACGGGGCAAGGAGGGCCGACUACGAUAUCUCAUCCGACAUUGCCUCGCACACAGCAGCUUACAUGUGUUGGUGGAAUUCCUUAUGACAAGAAGGAAGGAACUGAGAGAUAUUUACAUGGUGGGGGACAAGGAAAAUAUAUUGACCAUGCUCAAUGUGUUUGGGGGAGGUAGCUCCAUCAUGAUACAUGAACAACUAAGUGAGCAGCUCAGGUCCCUCCUACUAACAUGUUCCACCUCUCUUUCCUUCCAUCUUGACCUCACUAAUAGUUUCUUCCUGGAUGAAACUUGGAAACUUCCACAAACUAAAUCAGCCGAGUUUGUUCCAACCAAUGAACUCGGGAUAGAGAUGAUAUAUGUACAAGGUCAUGGAAUCAUCAGUCGAAUUAAAGCUGGCAGUGUAGCAGCGGAAACCCCAAGCCUUGGUGUCGGGGAUCUCCUGGUUGAGAUGAACGGACACCUCUUGUUCCCUGCUGCUGCUGGUGGUGAGAAAGACGCCAAGUGCGUGUGGAGGGAAUGUAAAAGUCGCAGCAAGCCUUGUAUGUUGACGGUGGUCAAACCGCGAUCACCCGUCACUGGAGGCAUAUAUCCCCCACUGAAAGCGAUCCUCACAGAGUACCAUGAAUGGAUGGACAUCUAUUAUAAAACGCGGCAACAAAAACUUGAGGAUAAAAACUUGAGGGAUGAAAUUAAAGCCGACGUGAUGUCGCCACUGAAUGAGAACGAGAAGAUACCGGUCCUUGAUCCGACAGCUGCAGAAAAUGGGUCCGGGGGAUCGUAUAAAGUCACGUAUAUUGGUGAAGUAUUGACAGGGGAGGAUGGGGGGGUGGAUCAGAUUGAAAGCGUGAUUCGGCAGGCUUUAAAUAAAAGAUCGGACAGAACUUCCUUUAAUGUGACGAUCACACUUACACAGAUAGGGGUGGAGACGGGCAUAGGAAACCACAGCCAAGUCGAACCACUGUUUAAUCAUAAAUACGCUGAUAUAUCAAGCUGUGGGAAGAUUGUAACAGACGAUUUCCACUUCUGCUACAUAGCUGGCGACACCUUCUGUACAUUGAGCAAGCAGUUUGUGGGAUAUGUGUUUAGAGCUGAAACAUUGGCUCAAUCAAGAGCUGUAUUGAAUGGUAUCUACCAAGGGUUUAAACGCACUACAUGGUUCAUGUAACGCGAUAAUAUUCACUUAACAGUUUAAUUGUGCAAUAACAUGUAUGGUGAAAUUAUAGGUGCGACUUUAAGGGGAGGGAGGGAUAGUUAGACACACAAUCCUAUGAAAUAAACUUGUUGGUUGUAAUGUGUUUACUGAUUAAUGCAGCGUGGAUUGUUCCAAGGUUGGCAUCUCUACCCUGCCACCCCAGGUUUGGUGCCUUUGAUUGCAAUGUCUUGUUUCGUAGCAAGUGUAUACGUAACUCAAUGCUGUCACUACUUUACUGUGUGAAUACUUUGUACUUUUUGCUUGAACUAAUAUUACAAAGUUAACAAGGAGUUUAUUAUUGUUGCCUGGUGUUAAUUAUUUCUAACUUUUAUCAUGAACUUUGUAAUGCUGUUGUUUUUGUUUACACACAUAAGGUACUGCAAUAAAACAAACUUAACUAUUCUACAAAGAAGUAAUAAAAGUUACAGCUUAUUUUAAUGUCCUUGCACAUUAAAUAAAGGUAACCGUGUUCCAG
Molecule: messenger RNA, 2942 nt
Organism: Ciona intestinalis (vase tunicate)
Lineage: Eukaryota; Metazoa; Chordata; Ascidiacea; Phlebobranchia; Cionidae
Source: RefSeq, a predicted model, not a curated record